Molecule: messenger RNA, 2970 nt
Organism: Rhea pennata
Lineage: Eukaryota; Metazoa; Chordata; Aves; Rheiformes; Rheidae
Gene: SLC35E2B
Product: solute carrier family 35 member E2B
Exons: 11
Coding region: 578-1636 (352 amino acids)
Cellular component (GO): Golgi apparatus
Molecular function (GO): antiporter activity
Source: RefSeq, a predicted model, not a curated record
ACACACACAGCUCUUCCCGUGGUCGGCUGGAUUGAGGCCCUUUUCCACGGAGCCAUCCUCACCCCUGAGGAACAGCAGGCGCUAGAAGAGGUGCUUUUCCUGCCGGUGCCCUCAUCACCAUAUAAUGAAACAUAGUUUAGAUAUUCUACUUACCUGGGAUGCUGAUUUCUGUGCCUUUGUCAGUUUGGAAGCAAUGUUUGGAUGAUCUGCGCUGCAUGCAAGUAGAUUAAGAGAAAGAGUCUACCAUCCUCUGCUACAUUUUCAUCUAUCGGUAAACAUCAACUGCGAGUUGGUCUUAAGGGAAGAAGAUUGAAUUAGUCCCAGAUGAAGAACUCUUUCAGCCAAUUUAAGACCUUCCAGCUGAUUUUAGACAGCAGGCACAAAAAGUGGAAUAGACCACAUGAAGAAGCAAGUGAAGUUUACUUUUUGCAAGAUCUUAUUUGGAGGACCAAACACACUUUUGCAAGCCAUUGGAGAUGAAGGAUUAAUCAUAUAUUUUUGUUUCCUUGAAGUAGCACAGUGUACUUAGUCAAUGUUGCUUUAUAUUAAGGACAAACAUUAGUUUCUUGACGUCAGCAUGUCAACUGCAGCAAGUACUCAGACACUGGAGGAACCUAAUCCUCCCCUCCUUGAAGAAAAGCCAAAGGAAAAAGCAUUAUUUCAGUUAGGCUCAUUCUUUGCUAACAGGAGUGAAAAAUUUGUAAUUGCUAGAAGUGAUAGUGUACCAGAGGAGAAUGUUCUGAAAAUAACUAUCACAGAGACUACAGUCAUUGAGUCAGACUUGGGCAUCUGGAAUUCCCAUGCUCUCAUCUACCUCACUUUGUGGUUUUUCUUCAGCUUUUGCACUCUUUUUCUUAACAAAUACAUCCUUUCAUUACUGGAAGGAGAGCCCAGCAUGCUAGGUGCUGUUCAGAUGCUUUCAACUACCUUUAUUGGCUGUAUUAAAAUGUUUGUUCCAUGCUGUUUGUACCAGCACAAAUCACGCAUCUCGUAUCCACCCAAUUUCAUUAUGAUAAUGCUGUUUGUUGGAUUAAUGAGAUUUGCAACAGUAGUGUUAGGGCUUGUCAGCUUGAAAAAUGUGGCUGUUUCGUUUGCAGAAACAGUUAAAAGCUCCGCACCUAUUUUUACUGUUAUUAUGUCUCGAAUGAUAUUAGGAGAAUACACUGGAUUGUUGGUUAAUCUUUCUCUCAUCCCUGUUAUGGGUGGGCUAGCUCUUUGUACAGCUACUGAAAUCAGUUUCAACAUUCUGGGUUUCUCAGCAGCUUUAUCUACUAAUAUCAUGGACUGUUUGCAAAAUGUCUUUUCCAAAAAACUACUCAGUGGAGAUAAAUACAGAUUUUCAGCCCCAGAGCUUCAAUUUUAUACCAGUGCUGCAGCAGUGGUUAUGCUUAUUCCGGCUUGGAUAUUUUUUAUGGACGUACCGGUAAUUGGGAAAAGUGGAAGGAGCUUCAGCUACAACCAAGAUAUCAUUGUACUUCUCUUAAUAGACGGAGUCUUGUUCCACCUGCAAAGUGUUACAGCCUAUGCCUUGAUGGGAAAAAUUUCUCCUGUGACUUUCAGCAUGGCCAUUGGAGAUCUGUUUAAUCCCACUCAGUCUGUGAGCUCCCAAACCCAGCACAUGCACUGUGUAGAAUGACGUUGUACUUCAGAACUAGAGUGUAAGCCUUGUUUUUUUCAGUAUAAAUUUGGGAUUAGAAUGAUAAUUGUACUGGAAUCAUGAUUUGAGAAAAUGUUUGUUUUGCAGCACAGCAGUUUUGUUUGGGUGGUGAGGCAGCCUGCUGUGUAUGAAAAAUACUCUUUUGUCAAAGGUGUUACACUUCCUGGUGAUACCUCUUUUCAAGUUGAUCUCAUUCAGCACAUGACUCGCUCUAGUCUCCUAAGAGGCUGGCUCUAAGGGUGUUUUGUGCAAGAAAAGGCAUUUUGCAUUCAGUAGGGCAAUGUUGCUGGUGUUCAGAUUUAUGAAAUAAGUCUCAGUCUUGCUACAUUUCUAGCCAAAUAAAGACAUAAGCUUCUCAGUUUGUGUGCACACUUCCAACUGUUACUGGUCAUAAUAUGUAAGGUUACACAUUUAAUUUUGGGAACCUAAUCACUGAAGAUGUUCAUUAAGACAAUAAAGGCUGUGACGAGUCUGCUUUCUAAAUAAACUUUGUAGCGUUAAGACAUGCAUCACCCUUGGGACUGCAGCUGAUUUUUGGGCUCAUCACUCAUGUUCUUAGGAUUCUUUGAGAAAGCCAAGCUGUCUUGGUGCUUGCUGAAGAAAAGCAUUUACUGUGGUUAGUUUCUGGACUCUUUCUUAAGAUGGCAUUUCUUAAAGGUCACUAGUUUGACUCUUUAAGUUGAUUGACAGCCUGAUGAGCAGAGACUACAGCUGCGACAUACAUGCUCCUCUCAGUCUCAGUGAAUGAUGUAGAAGAUACAUGAAAGGCAUUUAUUUGUAGAGACAACUGUUCAGUUCUGUGACAGUGAUACGGAUUUAGACUCUUAGAGCCCAAUCUUGGCCAAUCUAGUCAUGCAUUUAUUCGUGAAGGAAAGUGAAAUGCUGCUUUUGAGACAGGCAGAAGCCUUUUGACAGAAAACCGUGGAGGAAUAUGAGGUGCGUUUAUAACCUGGGUAUUGACAUUUAAGUGAUUGCUUUUAAAUAGCUCUUGUUCUGAGAAACUUGAAGAUGUUGUAGCUGUAGUUGCUUGUCAAAGCCAAAACUUUGUCUACGUGAUACCAAAAUACGAGCGUGCAACUGACAUAAAAAUAGUAUUUUGUACAUGUUUUGUGAAAAUAGUUUGCAUAUGUGCUGUUGGCUGUUUAUGUGAGGUGUGGAUACUUUCGAAGUAGUGCAGCUGCCGUGGCUGCAGCCAGGUAGCUGUGCCCAGCUGUCGCUGGUAGCACGUGCAGGAUCGCUGUUAAAUCCUGUGGAUGUUUAAAAUUGUUCCUGUGUUUUAAUGAAUCAUGAAAAGAAUAAAGUUUCCGCAGAUU